GUUUGAAAACAACAUAAUAUAAAGUAAGUCGCUGAAUAGUAAGAUUAUUAAUUUGUAUGAGUAUUUAAGACUGAACGUUGAGCGCUAAAGAGGUGUGGCUUAAAGCGUAUUAAAAUAAAAACAAUUAGAAAAGAUGAGUUACCCAGGUUACAAUCCCUAUCAACAGGGAUCAGCACCGGGAGCACCCCCAUAUACCCAACAACCUCACGGAGGAGCACCUUCCUAUCCCCAGAUUAAUCCCAAUAGCUUUGGUUACCCAUCAAAUAUACCUAUGCAAAUGCCUCAACCAAUGCAAAUGCCCACCUAUCCUCCAACCACCGGGGGCUAUCCGCCUUCUGGCGGCGGAUAUCCACCUUCAGGUGGCGGAUAUCCACCAUCCAGUGGAGGUUAUCCCCAGUCAUCGGGUGGAGGAUUUCCGACAUCCGGUGGAGGUUACCCGUCAUCCGGUGGGGGUUAUCCGCCAUCCGGUGGGGGUUAUCCGUCAUCGGGUGGGGGAUAUGCACCUAAUACAUAUCCUGGCACAGCUCCUGGUGCUCCUCCCAGUGGACACGGACAUGGAUAUCAAGGACCACAAGGACCUUAUGGAGGUGUAUCUUAUACACAUCAAAGUACAGUAGGACAUGCACCCAAUAAACCAAAGAGAACCCCAACUGUCGUCCCAGCCAAUCCCUUCAACCCCAAUGAUGACGCCCAAGUCCUAAGGAAAGCUAUGAAAGGUUUCGGAACUGAUGAAAAAGCCAUCAUAAAUGUCCUAGCAAGAAGAACCAAUCAACAAAGACUACAAAUCGCAAUUGCGUUUAAGACUUUAUUCGGAAAGGAUUUGAUUAAAGACCUCAAGAGUGAACUAACAGGCAAUUUUGAAAACUUGGUAGUUGCAAUGAUGACGCCUCUUCCUGAAUUUUAUGCCAAAGAAUUACAUGAUGCUAUGAGCGGUAUUGGUACCGAGGAAGAUGUCCUUAUAGAAGUUCUUUGUACAAUGUCUAAUCAAGAAAUUAUGGUUAUUAGAGAAGCCUAUCACAAACUGUAUUACAGGUCACUCGAAAGUGACUUAAAAGGAGACACAGGUGGUACAUUCAAGCGCCUCAUGGUUUCAUUAUGCAACGCCUGCAGGGAUGAGAGUAACGUUGCUGAUCCCCAAAGAGCCUUACAAGAUGCUCAAGCCUUACUAAGAGCUGGUGAACUCAGGCUUGGAACUGAUGAGUCUACUUUUAAUAUGGUUUUGUGUCAGAGAAACUACGCCCAGCUGCAAAUGGUUUUCCAGGAGUACCAGAGACUCACAGGACAUGAUAUUGAAAAGGCUAUAAAGAAUGAGUUCUCAGGAGAUUCAGAAGAUGCUCUAUUGGCUAUUGUUAGGUCUAUAAAGAACCAAGCUGCUUUCUUUGCUAAGAUGUUGAACAAAAGUAUGAAAGGAUUGGGAACAAAUGAUAGACAGUUGAUCAGAUUGGUUGUUACACGAGCUGAAAUUGAUAUGCAGGAAGUUAAGAGAGAAUAUCAGGCCAAAUAUGGUGAAAGCCUAGCUGAGGCUAUUAAGGGUGAUUGUUCUGGUGACUACAAGAAGUGUUUGUUGGCUUUAAUAGGCGAAUCUUAAGUUAAACAUGUAUUUUUAGAAUUACAAUAAUAUUUAAAGAUAUCUAUGAACGAAUGUUCCACUACUUGUAGAAUUGAUAAAUGUUUUGAUAAAAGUCAUGUUUUGCCAAAAGAAAAGUAAAUGUUCUAGAUAUUUAAAUUUAAAUGUUCCAUUAUAUGACAAAAUUUUAUUGAUAAAAUUAUGUGUAAAAAAUAAUUCAGUGAUAUAUACCUAGCUUAUUUAUUCCACUAUGUUUGUCGAGAAGUAUAUGUUAUUGUGUUUUGUUAAUAUAUUUCCAUAAAGAUCUGAUUUAGUAUAAAUGUUUAAUUAUUACGAACUUUAUCUAUGUUUGCUUUUUAUACCAAUUUCUAUUUUUUUCUGAAAAGUUAAAGAGACUGUUUUAAAUAGAUCUUAUUUUUACUGCUUGUUUAUUUCAUGCUGUUCAAUUUUAUUAUUGUAUAAAUAUUUUAUCUUUU
Molecule: messenger RNA, 2043 nt
Organism: Psylliodes chrysocephalus
Lineage: Eukaryota; Metazoa; Arthropoda; Insecta; Coleoptera; Chrysomelidae
Source: the annotation of a GenBank genome assembly